This is a messenger RNA of Pseudozyma flocculosa PF-1, 2508 nucleotides long. RefSeq lists its product as uncharacterized. Gene Ontology annotation, molecular function: DNA binding; zinc ion binding; DNA-binding transcription factor activity, RNA polymerase II-specific. NCBI's taxonomy places the organism in Eukaryota, Fungi, Basidiomycota, Ustilaginomycetes, Ustilaginales, Ustilaginaceae. Gene Ontology annotation, biological process: regulation of DNA-templated transcription; DNA-templated transcription. The transcript has a single exon. The coding region runs from base 1 to 2508 and encodes 835 amino acids. The record is from RefSeq and is a predicted model, not a curated record.
AUGGCUCCCAAGCUCACCCGCAUCUCAAAGGCCUGCCGCGCUUGCUCCACCAAGCGCAAACGCUGCGAUGGCCUCUCGCCAGCGUGCACCCCCUGCACCCUCGCAAACGUCCACUGCGAGUACGUAGACACCGGAAGGCGUCGGGGAAGGCCACCAAACAAGCGCGACCGCGACCGCCAUGGCGAUCUCCCGCCCCAAGCCCAAGCUUUGGGCCCCUCGCGCUCCACGGCCGACCUUGUUGCUGGCGUGCACCGCGGCCGAUGCUGGAACCCCGCGGCGUCGGACUCGGCGCCUGUCCAGCCUAGCCCUCGCACGCCGUCGAGCUUCCCAAGGCCUACGCACCUGGACCCCGCUGCUGCCGCCGCGCCGCACCUCGAGCGCAGCCUCAGCGUCUUCGCAACCGGCCAAGCCACGCCCGCGCCGCGCAACCUGCCCUCGCACAUCGAUGCCUGGCACGACGACCACCGCCUCCGACUGCCUCCCCUCACGGCCCACAGCGGCAUCGGCUUCCCAGAUGCAUAUGCAUUCGGCCGCACCUUCCCCUCCCGGUCGGACCGGCUGCGGCGGGCGCAGGCCAUCGACCACGACGCCACCGACCCGCACGACGCCCCCGACCGGCAGGCACCCACCGCACACAACUUCCACCGCUUCGGCACCGACCUCGAGCGCCUGCCAUCGACCGUCGUCCGCUUCCUCUUUGACGUCUACUGGCGCCACUCGCACGGACACUGGCCCUUGCUCUACAAGCCCGACGUGGUGCGCAUCCCCGACGCCCGCCUUUCGACCGAGAUCCGCGAGCCCCUCUUCAGCGCCAUCAUCUGCACCUCGGCCUCGAUCGCCGCAGACUCGCCCGCCGCCCACCGCUACGUCGAGGCCAUCGCCGACGCCGCCGUACAGCGUACCAUGCAGGCGCUCAGCAGACCCAGCCUCGACGUCUUUCAGGCGCUCCUGCUCCACGUCGUCCGCGUCUUUGGCACCGGCGACGCCCGCCAGGCUUCGCUGCUCCUCGGAUACGCCAUCCAGCUCUGCACCAACCUCGGCCUGCACCGCCCGCGCCAGAGCACCGUUGCGCGGAUGAGCGUCGGCGAGUACCAGGCGCAGCUGCGCUCGCUCUGGUCGUGCUACUGCCUCGACAAGGUCAUCUCGGUCGAGAUGCGCCGGCCGCCCUCGUUCCGCUUCGACACCAUCGCCGCCGAGCUCACGUCCGAGUGCGAGCCGGACGAGUUUGAGGUCGUCUACGAGGCCUCGCCCGUCGUCGAGGGCGGCGAUCCGGCAAAGGUGCUUGGCCGCCUGCAUGCCCUCUCGCUGCUCAACCUCACCACCCGCAUCCUCCACAUGCUCGAAAAGGCGCUGCUAAAGUGGGACCAUGGCGUCGUCGACGACCACGACGACGAGGUGCUCCUGCUCCAGCGGCAGCAGUCGCACCUGCCGCUCACCUGGGAGCAGAGCCUCGACAUUGACCGAGAGCUCCAGGAGCUCGUCCACCGCUGGCCCCAGCACCUCCGCAUCGGCCCCAACAGCUCGGCCGCCGUGCCCAACGUGUCCUGCCUUCUCAUCGAGGUCUACAUUGCCAAGAUCCUCAACUUUCGGCCCUUUGUGCUGUGGAACGAAGACCUCGCCGCGGCGUCGGCAUCGUCGUCGUCGUCGGCAGCCGCAGCGAUGGCGACUUCGUCCGUGGCCCCGGAUGGCGAUGGGCCACCCGGCACGGCGGCGGCGGCAGUAGCGACAACGUCGAACCAACACGCGUCGACGGCCGCCUCGAUCUGUCUCGCCUCGGCGCUGUCGGUCGUCCAGCUGUUUGGUGGCAUCUCGCGCUCUGGCCUGCGCUUCAUCGCGAGCAACAACAUCUACUCGAUCUUCACCGCCGCGUCCAUCCUGAUCCCCUACACUGCGGCCGACUCGGCCUCGCUCUCGCGCCAGUGCCGAGCCGCCGUGUGGAGUUGCCUCUGCUGGCUCGACGAGAUCUCGGCCACUUCGCGGCUGGCCAAGAGGCGCAGGGACUCGCUCGAGACGGCAGCCAGGCGCCUCGGGUGGGUGCCCAGCCCGCCGUCGGGCGAAGACGCGGAGGCGAAUGGAGCAGGUCCGCCGCAGCAGCACCCGCAACAGCGGUAUCCGGCCCAGCAGCAACCGCCGCAGCAAGGACGUGCCACUACUGCGACCGAGUGCGAUGGCAACCCCGGCAGGGACACGCAGGGCCUGUCGGCGGCGCCGGCACGGCUGCAGGAGGGGCUCGAUCCGGCAGGCGGCCUGGCGGAACCGCACAUGGCUCCUACCGAGGGACCACCGGCGAUGGCGUCAGCGACGCUGCCAGCAGUCAUGGACCAGACCGACACGACGGCGGAUCUGGACGAUCCGAGCCUGUGGAUGGCCGACCUGGCCGAACAGUGGUGCAUGCUGGGCAGCGAGCCGCCGCCGCUGCCGCCGCUGGCCUCGUCCGACGACCUCUACCUCGAUCCGAGCGUGCAGGCGCUCAUCAGGCAGUCGAUCUUUGGCGACGGAGCCAGUUGA